Epinephelus moara (kelp grouper) is the source of this 4461-nucleotide messenger RNA. RefSeq names its product solute carrier family 12 member 9 (gene slc12a9). Gene Ontology annotation, cellular component: membrane. Gene Ontology annotation, biological process: potassium ion homeostasis; chloride ion homeostasis; potassium ion import across plasma membrane. The coding region runs from base 296 to 3019 and encodes 907 amino acids. Gene Ontology annotation, molecular function: potassium:chloride symporter activity. The transcript is spliced from 14 exons. Lineage: Eukaryota; Metazoa; Chordata; Actinopteri; Perciformes; Serranidae. The record is from RefSeq and is a predicted model, not a curated record.
ACACUUUUGAACAAAUAAUAAGGGGCCGAGGCGUGCCAUGGCUGCUGUGUUGUUAUUGGGCAGCACAUUUUACACAGCAUCCAACUCUCGGGCCAGCUCAGUGCCGUCCACCGGCCUGUGCCGUCAUAUCUCACUGUCCACUGCGCAUCUGACCCGGGACACAUCUAGCAGACACACACGGCUGAGACAAGCAGAGGAGGACAGCCUCAGUGAGCAUCUGAAAGAAGCAGGAAGUGUGUGAAACUGUCUCGGGGAGCUUCAGCGAGGGUGAGCAGACUAAUCCCUCUCACCAACCAUGUCAAACGAACGCACCCCUCUGAUCACCUCGGGGGUAUGUGGUCUGGCUGUGACUGCAGCAGCAUGCGGCACAGAACCAGACGCCACCCCCGAAUCCGGCUCCGAGACCCCAAGUAAAGACCCUCGACAACUGAACACUUUUUUCGGGGUGAUGGUGCCGACCAUCCUCUCCAUGUUCAGCAUCAUACUGUUCCUGAGAACAGGGUUCGUGGUUGGUCACGCAGGACUGUUACAGGGUCUUCUAAUGGUGAUUGUAGCCUACACCAUUAUAUCUCUCACAAUACUGUCCAUCUGUGCCAUUUCAACCAACGGUGCUAUACAAGGAGGUGGAGCCUACUACAUGAUAAGCAGGUCUCUGGGCCCAGAGUUUGGAGGAAGCAUUGGUUUGAUGUUCUUUCUGGCCAAAGUCUUUGCGUGUGGAGAGUAUGUUCUUGGUCUCGUGGAGGCGAUACUUGACGUAUUCGGUGCGGAUCCUGAGUCAUCUGUGUCCCAGGGGAUACGGGUGCUUCCUCAGAGUUACUGGUACACAGUGCUGUACUCCACUGUCGUCCUUCUGCUGUGUCUGCUCGUGUGUCUGGUCGGCGCCCACAUCUACUGCCGUACCGCCUUCGCCAUCCUGCUGGUGGUCACCGUAUCCUUGCUGUCCAUCUUUGUCAGUUCUGUGGCGGUCAAGCCUCGUGAUUUCGUCAUCACCCACAAGGGAUCUGGCAAUGAGACCCUCCGUUACAAUGCCAGCUACACGGGCUUCAAUGCCACCACGCUGAGGAACAACCUGGGCCCUGGUUACUCUUUGGACUACAGCACCAACUCUGUCAUGUCUUUUGCCACCGUGUUUGCCGUCAUGUUCACCAGCUGCACUGGCAUCAUGGCCGGAGCCAACAUGUCAGGGGAGCUGAAGACUCCGAGUAUUUCCAUCCCUAAAGGCACCAUUGUAGCCGUCUGUUACACUUUCACGGUCUACGUCCUCCUCUUUAUCUUGAUCAGCGCCACCUGCGACAGGACUCUGUUAAUUCAGGAUUAUGGGUUCCUCCAAAGAAUAAACAUCUGGUCGCCGUUCAUCACCAUCGGGAUAUACUGCGGUGCUCUGUCAGCUGCGAUGUGCUCUCUGAUCGGAGCGUCCCGUAUCCUCCAUGCUCUUGCUCUGGAUCAACUCUUUGGUUUGCCGUUAGCCCCAGCUGCCAUCACAUCAAGCUCGGGGAAUCCGUGGGUGGCAGUGCUGUACACCUGGGGUCUGGCACAGUGUGUAGUGUUUGCAGGCCAGCUUAAUGCCAUAGCAAGUUUGGUGACUGUUUUCUACUUGCUUGCCUACGCUGCGGUCGACCUGGCCUGUUUGGCUCUUGAGUGGGCGUCAGCACCAAAUUUCAGACCGACCUUCCAGCUCUUCUCCUGGCACACCUGCCUGCUGGGCAUCCUGAGCUGUUUAGUGAUGAUGUUCGUCAUUAACCCCGUGUACUCCUCAGGCAGCAUCGUCCUCCUGUUACUGCUGCUGCUUUUCCUCCACUACAGAUCGCCCACCAGCAGCUGGGGCUACAUCAGCCAGGCUCUCAUUUUCCAUCAGGUGCGCAAGUAUCUGUUGAUGCUUGAUGUGAGGAAGGACCACGUGAAGUUCUGGAGGCCGCAGGUGUUGUUAAUGGUGGCCAACCCUCGCUCUUCCUGUCAGCUCAUCCUGUUUGUCAACCAGCUGAAGAAGGGAGGACUGUAUGUGUUGGGCCACGUGCAGCUGGGAGAUCUGGACUCCCUGCCAUCAGACCCAGUCCAGCAGCAGUACAACUUCUGGUUGAGCCUAGUUGAUAAACUCGAUGUGAAAGCCUUUGUAGACCUGACGCUGUCUCCCUCUGUCAGACAGGGAACACAGCAUCUCCUGCGCAUCACAGGCCUAGGUGGCAUGAAGCCCAACAUGCUGGUUUUGGGUUUCUAUGACAGCUGCACUCCCGAGGACUUCUUCCUACAAGAUUCUGCGUUCUGUGAUUCUUCUGUGGGACAAGGGAGUGACGGCGAAUAUAAUUUUGGAGUUGAUUUGCCUUCAUUACAGGCCCAUUUCCCCCCAGUGCGACAUGUUGAGAGCCCACGCUGGCUAUCACCAGAGGAGUACAUAGGGAUCAUUUCUGACGCCAUUAAAAUGAACAAGAACGUGUGCCUCGCCCGCUAUUUCUUCCAGUUAGAGGGAGAGGAUAAAGACAGCAAGGUGGAUGGGUCUGAGCGGACAAUAGAUGUGUGGCCUCUCAACCUGCUCCAGCCAGGCAGCCGUGAUUAUGAGGACGUUUGCAGCCUCUUUCUGCUGCAGAUGGCCUGCGUGCUCAACAUGUCCAACAAGUGGCGCCAUGCAAGAAUGAGAAUCUUUCUGAAUGUGGAGACUGAGUCCAGCGACCAGGGUUGGGUGGUAAAUGAAGAGACGUUCAGAGAGCUGCUGAGGAAGCUGAGGAUCAGGGCGUCAAUAAAGAUUGUGCCGUGGGACUCUGUGGUGCAGCACCACACUCAGCCAGACGGGGAGCCCCCUGCAGGGCCGACACAAGCUCUGUCCGAGGACUUCCUGUCCGCUGUGAACAGUAUGUUGAUGGAGCACAGCUCGCAAGCUGCUGUUCGCUUCCUGUAUUUACCUCGACCCACCGCCCAGCGCAGCCUGGCGCAGCAGUACUUGGCUCAGUUGGAAGCAGUGACCAAUAACUUAGGGCCAACGCUGCUGAUUCACGGUGUCACCCCAGUCACAUACACUGACCUGUGAGCAUGUGCAGUCGUGAGUUUUGUCCAUUGAUACUGUAGGUCUCAUCUGUGUAAAUACAAACUCUGGUUACAUGUACAAAGUUACACCGUGGAUGCUAAGGACAGUGUGCAGCACCACUUAUCAUAUGUUUACCUAAUACAGCUUUUGUCUUGUUUUACUCUUGCUUACAUGAGGACUACAGUCAGUGUGAGUGCAUUUUUAAAAUACGCCACUUGAGGACAUUCAAAUAGGAUAUUUUCCUAUUGACAUAUACUUGAACUGUCUUGGUGAAUGAGCCAAGAAAUGGGGGAAUACUAACUAACUUUGUGGGUAUGAGUUACUUUGAUAUAUAACCUCUUGUUUGCAUUAGCUUUAGGCACAUAUGAGACAGAAAUUAGGAAUGCGUCAAAGACUCUUCAGAACAAAAACACAUAUUGUUUGGAACAAUACGGGUUGUUUGAGACAAUAGAAAUGUCUAGAUACAGUUUCAGGGAUAAUAUGAUGAAUUUGUGAUACCAAUUGACCAUGGUAAAAACAAAUUAUGAUAAUAUAUUAAAGGGAUAGUUCAGUUUUUUUAAGUCGGUAUUUAUGGGGUACUUGUCUGGUGGCUAAAAUACAUUUUGUUGCUAACUCCUAUCCACAGUAGUACAUCACUUAGCAUCCAUGUCGGACCCCAGCCUGCUUCUUCAAACUAGGGGCAUGCUGCCUGACGUCUAUUGUAUGUAAUAAACUAACUAUGAAUAAGUACCUUGUACAGCCUGACUUCAAAAAGUCUGAACUGUCCCUUUAAUGCAUAGUAAUUGUUUUUUUUUAACUCCUGUUUUUUCUUCUGUCUUUAUCCUACGUUGCCACAUCUCUGAUGGACCAAAUGAUCCAAAGACUUUUUGUCUCUGAGCUGAAUUGAACUCUGACUUCUGUUUUCCAUGUUCCUCUGUUGCUGUUGAACAUGCAUCUCUAGUCUUCACAAAGGGAACUGUUUUAUACAUUUGACCUCAGAAUGAUGAACAGCAUGUGUUGCUGUUGUAUGUGCUAACUUGAAACGUAUGUUGGAAUCGUGUGCUUCAUAAUGGCGACUGUCAAAAAUACACACCAAAAAAAAGGGUUAUACUGAUGGUUACUCUGGAGCUCCAUUCUUAUCCAGUCUUCAUUAGGACCGGGACUAACGAUUAAUUGGACCAAAUCAAGAUUGAAACCAUAGAAAGUUGUCACUUUUUAAACACAAUUAAUUUACCUUCAUGUAAAUGUAACUGUUUUCUUGUCAUGUGUUUUUUUGUAGUGCCACAACACUCACACAAAGCUUUUCACAAAACACAAAUGGCAAGAUGCUGAAAAAAGUCAUUUGCACAUAGAGAUGGUUAUAAAAUAACAGUGUCUUGUAAUGGGCCAAAAAUGGCAUGGCGCUUACAUAAAAAUGCAUUUAUGAAUGAAUGCACAACUUUUUGGCAUCUUCCGUCUUGAGUUGU